Molecule: messenger RNA, 4427 nt
Organism: Misgurnus anguillicaudatus (oriental weatherfish)
Lineage: Eukaryota; Metazoa; Chordata; Actinopteri; Cypriniformes; Cobitidae
Source: RefSeq, a predicted model, not a curated record
GCUCACAGACAGUCAGGCACCCAGAGAGAGACAGAGAUAGAGUAAACCCCAGUGGCAGCAGGCACCUCCAGAGCCCGGGCUGCCCGGCUCCUUCACGUCUUCCAUGAGCUCCAACUUCCAUGAGGAGGUUCUUCAGCAUGGUGCUAAGCAGCCUGGUCAGCACCUCCAAGUGCAGGCCCUGGCUGCAGAAGAGAUCACGGACGCAUGGGAAAGACAAGAUGAAGGCACCACACGGGCCGGCUAAGAUGAUUUUGACUGUAUUUCUAAGUGAAAAUCAACAGCUGCUGACUGAGGUGCCCAUAACUCCAGAGACGCUUUGUAAAGAUGUGGUGGAGUUCUGUAAAGAGGCAGGAGAAAGCGGCUGCCACCUCGCUGAGGUCUGGAGAGGCAAAGAAAGAGCAAUACCCCUAGAUCAACUGAUGUUGGAACACUUACGAAAAUGGGGCCAGAGGAGACAGGAAGUAAAGUUCUACUUGCGUCACGAAGAGUCUUCCAUCACAAACACUGCUCAAGCAGGGGAUCAGACUUCUGAACCGGCCAAUAGGAAGAGCGGGGGGAGAUUAGACAAGCCCUGCGUGAAUGGGGUGGGGAAUCCACAUGUGGAUUUAACGCUGUCAGAACUGCAGGAGAUGGCGAUGAGACAGCAGCAGCAGAUCGAAACCCAGCAGCAGAUGCUCAUUGCUAAGGAGCAGCGUUUGCGGUAUCUGAAACAGCAGGACCCUCGCCAGGGCCAUUCGGUGCCUGAGAGUGAGAAACUCCAGCGGUUGAGGGAAAGAGUGGACAGUCAGGAAGCCAAACUCAAGAAGGUCCGUGCCAUGAGGGGCCAGGUGGACUACAGCAAGCUUAUCAAUGGCAACCUGGCUGCAGAAAUUGAGCACGUAAGCGGAUUGUUCCAGGAAAAGCAGGCAGAAUUGCAGUCGGCCAUGCUGAAGGUGGAUCAACUCACGCAGCAGAUAGACGACCUGCGACGGGGACGUCUCAAUGGCCUGCAGCCUCUAGGAGGACCGGUGACCAGCAAUGCUGCGCUGGAACUCCGUAAACUUUACCAGGAACUGCAGAUCCGGAACAAGCUAAACCAGGAACAGAACAGCAAGCUGCAGCAGCACAAGGAUAUGCUUAACAAGCGUAACAUGGAGGUGACCAUGAUGGAUAAGCGUAUCGGGGACCUCAGAGAGCGUCUCUACAAGAAAAAAGCAGAGCUUGGGCGAAUAAGCACCCCUCCCUCCCCUCAGCCCACCCCUGGCACUUCGGGACGGGUGGCUGCAGUUUGUCCCUACAUCCAGGUGCCGGUGCGACAAGAAGGAGGCUACAAUUUACCUCCUGAUCCUUUGAAACCACAGUCUCUCUCCGCCACAGUCAAUCAUGCUCGCUCUAAGUCAGAGGAAGAAAGGGUGAGGAUGCCUGCAGGCCCAUGGAAGGUCUCAGAUUUAGACAUCAUAGCGGACCCUCUGGUGUCAACAUCUGACCCUAGAGAGGGGCCCGAAGCCCCCUCAGGCUCCGACUGUACUUCUUCUAAUGAUGCAAACUGGCCCUCCUUCAUCAAUAAUAGGGUUCAUCUGAAACCCCCAGACUGGAAGGAUACAAGUCCAGAUCCCACCAGCAAGAUGGGGACCUCGGACAAGGAAGCCCCUAAGCUGUUAGGGACAGUAACAGCAUUGUCUAAGCAGCCUCCGCCCAUCUAUGGCACUUAUCCGAGUGCUGGUCAUCACUCUACAGUCUGUGCCACCAGCUCUUUGCCUCGCUCUGUUCCUGGCACCUUAGGCUGGCAGAGAGCACCCCCUGCCUCUGGCUCCUCCUCACAGCAGAUUCAACAUCGGAUAACAGUGCCUCCCAGCCCCACGCCUGGGUCAGCUCUCUUCCCUCAGACUGAAAGGACAGAGCCUCCUCUGGCUGUGGCGGUGCGGCCUUUCAUUCCGGAUAGAGGCUCUCGGCCCCAGUCUCCACGAAAGGGUCCUGCCACUAUGAACUCCAGUUCCAUAUACAACAUGUACCUGCAGCACCCUACAGCCAAAAACUACUCCAGCAGUAGCAGAGCUGCUGUCAAAGCAGUAUAUGGAAAACCAGUCCUACCAAGUUCCACUUCUCCUUCGCCAGUUCCCCAUUGCCAGCAGUCGUCCAGAGAUGAGGUGGACAAAGAAGCGGACCAAGAGACUGCUCCCCUACCUCCACCCGGUGUGGAGAACAUCCCUCGCCCUCUCAGCCCUACCAAAUUGACCCCUGUGGCCCAUUCCCCUCUCCGUUACCAAAGUGACAUUGAUCUAGAGGUACUGAGAAGGAAAUUAGCCAAUGCCCCACGGCCGCUAAAGAAGCGAAGCUCCAUCACAGAGCCAGAAGGACCAACUGGGCCUAACAUCCAGAAACUUCUAUAUCAGCGCUUCAAUACCCUUGCAGGAGGCAUUGAGGGUGGAGUGGGUGGUACACCGUUCUUCCAGCCUGACAGUCCUCUUAGCUAUAUGGAGACAUCCAUGGGUGAUGGGGAAGCUGCCAACAAGAACCUGAUAGAGGCAAAUAUGUUAGCUGGGUCUUCAGCAGAGGCGCCUAUUCCAGACCCACCUACCACCUGUUCUGCAUCACCUACAGCUGACGCCAGUGAAAACCUGCUGACACAUCCAGCCACUGAGUCAGGCGGUACUCAGUCUGCUGAUGCCUCAGCUUCUACUGUUAAGGACACCCCUGAGGACAAUCAUAACAACAACCACACAAGUGUUACAGACACACAACUGAACACUGUACCAGAGGCUCAAUCUCCUGCAGAGCAGGAGACCACAGCACAGUCAGGCACCCCUCCUGGUGUAUCUCCGGUCAAGCGCACCAACCUGAAGAAGCCUGGCUCCGAGCGGACUGGUCAUGGCCUAAGGGUCAAAUUCAAUCCUCUUGCAUUGCUUUUGGAUGCAUCUCUGGAGGGCGAGUUUGACUUGGUGCAAAGGAUUAUCUAUGAGGUGGACAAUCCCAGCACUCCAAAUGAUGAGGGUAUAACCCCUCUCCAUAACGCAGUAUGUGCAGGUCACCACCAUAUCGUGAAGUUCCUGCUGGACUUUGGGGUUAAUGUCAAUGCAGCAGACAGUGAUGGAUGGACGCCCCUGCAUUGUGCAGCCUCAUGCAACAAUGUUCAUCUCUGCAAGCUGCUGGUGGAGUCUGGAGCUGCCAUUUUUGCCACUACUAUUAGUGAUGUGGAAACGGCGGCGGACAAGUGCGAAGAAAUGGAAGAGGGUUACAUCCAGUGCUCACAGUUCCUAUAUGGUGUGCAGGAGAAGCUGGGCGUGAUGAAUAAGGGGACGGUAUAUGCCCUGUGGGACUAUGAAGCACAAGGUGCAGAUGAGCUGUCGUUCCGUGAGGGAGACGCUCUCACCGUAAUGAGUCGUAGGGAUGACAGCGAGACUGAGUGGUGGUGGGCCAAGCUCAAUGACAAAGAGGGCUACGUUCCACGCAACUUAUUAGGGUUGUACCCAAGGAUCAAACCCAGGCAACGUUCCUUGGCAUAGGUGGCCAGAAGAGACAGAGCAAGUUCCUAUAACAGCACUUGGCAAGAAACUGCAGAAUGGUGCUGUGCCCUGUCCAUUACCACAACACAGAGGCCACAGAGGUCGCCAGAUGAUGGAGCACUUCUGAUGUCAGAAGAGAUGGAUUCGCCCGAGAGCUGGGAAUUCAGCCGUCUUCCUUUUGCAUCCAAGAUUUUAUUCGUCACUUUGAUGUGUUGUUUUUGCAGUGUCCCUCUUAAUCAUAGCUCUGUUGAGGAAUGUGCUAGCUUUUCUGUCCUGUCCCAGAGUGUCAACCUCCAGAGUGUACCGCAUGUGUGUGUGUGGGUAUACGAGAGGGAUGUGGCUGUCAGUAGGACGUGAAUGUGAUGAUAAGGGUUCGUGACAGAGUGUGCAAACUUGGAUUCCAGUGUACGUGCUCUGUAAUUAUUAUCAGGUGGAAAGGAAACCAAAGGGACCGAUGUUUCAUUUCCCAUGGUUAGGAAGUUGCUGAUUUAGAGAAAAGGAAGGAAAGUGGAGAAAGUGUUUUGAAAGAGACCUUGAGGCUGGUCAAGCUACUAUUGGAUAAUAAGGAAGUGGCCUGAUCUGGAUACUGUAUAUUUUUGUAUUUGGAGGAUUAUGUGGGCCUGAGGAGGUAAAGUUGUGUACUAGUCAGGAUGCUGACAGAAAAGUUUUGCCAUUUAAAAAAAAAGCUAUUGCAGUGGCUGUUUUUCCAUCAACCAAGAGGAUAUUGAUAACAUAUCACAUUAUCCUGUACUCCUGUGCUUCCCAUAAGUUAGGCUUUAUUUUUUUAAGCUAAAUGAUAUUUUCUCUCUUUAAGGAUUGUUUAUUUAAAAGAGAUAAAACGAAAUUCUUACUGUCGGAACAGGUUUGUGCUGUCAUAUGAGAGCCAUUUAAGCAACAUGUCAUGUAAAUCUGCACAAUAAAAAAUUCCACAUUGGGACAAACUCA